UCUGGGCCCCAUCCGUUCUGGGAGCCUUUGCGGAACCUGAAUUAUCCGUAUUAGACUUCGGAUUACUUCGGAUUGGUGCUGUGCUCCUGCGGUACCUGACUGCCUUGAUGUUGCGUUGGGAUGAUUGGAUGAUAUGGGAGGAUUUACAGCUAAACGGUUGCCUUCGCCCUGCCUUGGCGGAGGAGCUGCAAGUAUACCUCAGGGGCCAGCAUUGCCUAUCAUCAGUGUUUGUCGUGGUCUUUUGUGGCAAGUUUACACACCCUUGGACGAUCUGCUGUCUAUUUUGGUCGAUCAUUUUGGUCUUAGGUCGAAAUUUAAGAGAGGGCAUCAUCCCCCCUUGCUUUCCUUUCUUUUUUUACUUUACCUUUUCUGCGUCUUAGGGUGUUGUCAUUCUUUCAACCACUUACACACCUACACCCGACGCUACUAAGUGUCUCUUGGAACUAGGUGCUCGCGAUGAGGUCCACAACCCUCCUCACACUGCUCACCAGCGCCCUGGGAGCGUCCGGGGCAAGCCUCCCGGCCCGUCCGCGCGCCACGCCGCGGCUUCUGCUCUUGCACACGUUUUCAGAGUCGAGUCCCUCAAAUGCGCGCCUCCUCGCAGCAUCCACGGAAUCCACCAAGGGCGGCGCCAUCCUUACCCUCGGCGAUGACGGCAACUCACCUGCGAUCUCCUCCGUGCAGGGGACCUUCCGCGUACCCCACGCGGAAAUUCCCACCUCGGGCCCGACCGCCGGCAACCCGGUCGGCGAGUACGCGGCCUCCUUCUGGGUGGGCAUCGACAGCGCCCGCCCCCGGCCCGCGAGCUCGCCCAACGCGACCUGCGGCGGCUCCCUGCGCGCCGGCGUGGAUGUCUUCUGGGACGGCACGAUCGGCGGCCAGCAAUCGCCUUUCGCCUGGUACCAGUUCGCGCCCGGGAUGGGGAACGCGGUCGGGUUUGGCGAGGGGUUCAGUGUAAGCCCCGGGGAUCUGGUGCGGUUCACGCUCGAUGCCGGCAGUGUGCUGGUGGAAAACUUUGGCGGGAAUGUCACUUGUGUGAGCGGCGGCGCGAACAACGGGACGCGGCCGAUCAAGAGUGUGAGGCAGGCGUUGCCGUCGCCGAGUGCCGGACUUUGUGGGACAGAGGCCGCUUUUAUCGUGGAUGACCCGCCGCUCGUCUCCAGGCCCGAUGUCCCCGUCGCGUUGGCCAAUUUCACGAGUGUCACCUUCGGCACCCGUGUCACGCUUGCGGACGGGUCGGUCAAAGAUCUCGCCGGGGCCGAGGUGCUUGAUGUGCGACAGCAGCAGCAGGGCGGGAAGUUGACGAGCUGUGAGGUGGUCGAGGGGAAGAAGGUGAAAUGCACCAGAGUCGUCGAUAGCUAGGUGGGCAUGAUGCUGGGACUCGGGAGUGGAAAGGGGGCCAUUUGAAAGGGUGAUUUGGGGUAGUAAUGAACCACAACUGUUCUG
Chaetomium strumarium is the source of this 1446-nucleotide messenger RNA. RefSeq names its product concanavalin A-like lectin/glucanase domain-containing protein. The transcript has a single exon. The record is from RefSeq and is a predicted model, not a curated record. Gene Ontology annotation, biological process: proteolysis. Gene Ontology annotation, molecular function: glutamic-type endopeptidase activity. Bases 457 to 1362 code for a protein of 301 amino acids. Lineage: Eukaryota; Fungi; Ascomycota; Sordariomycetes; Sordariales; Chaetomiaceae.